CGUGGGCGGCGGUGAGGCCCCGAACGGUGUAGGAGCAGCGCGUAUUAGUGUCGUCCUCACCGUCACGGCCGCGCCUGGAUUCAUUCAUUCGUUUUGUUCAUUCACGAAGCUAGGGAGGCCUGGUGGAAAGCCAUGGAGAGCGCUCUCCCUGCCGCCGGCUUCCUGUACUGGGUGGGCGCGGGCACCGUGGCCUACCUGGCCCUGCGCGUCUCCUGCUCGCUCUUCACGGCCCUUCGGGUCUGGGGUUUGGGGCACGAGGCGGGGGUCGGCACGGGGCUCGGUGAAUGGGCAGUUGUCACAGGUGGUACUGAUGGAAUUGGAAAAUCAUAUGCAGAAGAGUUAGCAAAGCGUGGAAUGAAGAUCGUCCUUAUCAGCAGAUCUCAGGAUAAGCUGGACCAGGUUUCCAGUGAAAUAAGAGAAAAAUUCAAAGUGGAGACAAGGACCAUUGCUGUUGACUUUGCUUCGGGAGACAUUUAUGACAAAAUUGAAACAGACUUGGCAGGGCUUAACAUUGGUGUUUUGGUGAACAACGUGGGCAUCUCAUACGAGUAUCCUGAAUACUUUUUGGACAUUCCUGACCUGGACAAUACCAUCAAGAAACUGAUAAAUAUUAAUGUUCUUUCUGUUUGUAAGAUGACACGACUGGUGCUGCCUGGCAUGGUGGAAAGAUCUAAAGGAGUGAUUCUGAACAUCUCCUCCGCCAGUGGCAUGCACCCAGCUCCACUGCUGACCAUCUACUCUGCAACCAAGGCUUUUGUAGAUUUCUUCUCUCGGUCCCUCCAUGAGGAAUACAGGAGCAAGGGCAUCUUUGUGCAGAGUGUUCUGCCAUACUUUAUCGCUACGAAACUAUCGAAAAUCCGAAGGCCGACUUUGGAUAAGCCCUCUCCAGAGACGUUUGUGAAGUCUGCAAUUAAAACGGUCGGCUUGCAGUCCCGAACCACCGGGUACCCGAUCCAUUCUCUCGUGAGCUCAAUAAUGUCCAUGCUGCCUUCUUGGAUGAGUUUGAAAAUUUCCAUGAAUUACAGCAAGGCCACGCGGGCUCGCUAUCUGAAGAAAAACAAGAAGAACUAAGCAUUGAUGACGCCAUUGGCCACAUGCUCCAGCCUAUGCAUGUUCACUGCAAGGCACCCACCCAUCUCCAAGAUCUUCAGUUGUCCUUUUAACAGUUACUGAUAAAGCUAAAUAUUAUCCUCAUUGGGAGGAAAGCAGAAAUUGCUUUCAGGAGCUCUUGACAUCCAUUCUGGAUACCACCAGGAGUUAUUCUGAAGUUUAAUAUAAAUGCUCAUAUCAAAUGGAUAUAGAACUAAUGUUAGUAAAAACAGCGUAGUGGGAAGGAACAUGGUCACAGCAAAUCACACGAUGAGAGAGUCAGACAUAAUGCUCACCAGUUUCAUCUGGCCCAGAACGCCAGUGACAAUUAUUCUUGUAUUUUCUCCAAAAUAUACUUUAGAAAGUAACGGCCAGCUACUCUUUUUUGUUUGAAUGCUUCGAGGGAGUGGAGAUUGAUUCACUUACGGGAGGACACACUACAGUUUGCACAGUUCUCUGGAAGGUUUUCGAAAAGGAUGUCCUGGCUUGUACAUUUAUAUGGCGCUUUUCUUUCUCAGAGGUAGCUAGUGGAGUAAAGCUAAUUAUGAAAUAUGGAGUUAUUUUUGACGCAUGAAGCCCACUAAGAUAUGCUUUCCUCUAAUACAUUUUUCUUCUCAGUUGAAAUGUAUGUAAGUACUGAAAGCUAUAUAGUAUGAUUUAUGAAGGUAAACUGGCCAAAAUGUACAUUGAGAUGGGCAGCCACCUAUGGUGCCACUAAAACCCUGACCUAGGAGAGUGGCCUGCUUGGACCCCAGCUUUGUUUGUUUCUGCCCUGCACCCUACUGCUCAGUGUGGGACGAUAGGCUGCUCCUAGAACAGUAAUGAUAUCAGAGAAGCAGCAUCAUACUUUUAAAUCAAUACUCUCUACGUACUGAUAUAAUUAGUUUUAAUAAAAGAUGAUAUAACCAUGGUGUUGAUUGAAAAUAUGUUCCUUUGGUGCUUGAAAUUAAAACCAUUUUUAUACUAGCUUAAUAUAAAUUAGGGCUUACUUUUAUCCUGCUACAUAACUUAUUUUGAGAAAUCGCCAAGAAAUAAUUCAAUAUUGUGAAACAGGCCACACAGAAGGCAGGCCAUCACUUAGGCUGCGGUUCCUAAGCUCUGAGUUGUAAGCACCAGUAAAUUUGCAAAAGAAUUUUUAAUUGGGCUGUUUAAGUGUUUCUAGCUUUUAAUUUUGCCAGUGAAGGACAUAAAACAAAAACAGAAAAACCCAAAUUACCAUCUGCCAGUAGCAUCAUUAUAUAAAAGGAAAGACAUUUAGCACCCAAAGAGUAGGAGGAACAGAAUCUCAGAAUAAGGAAUAGUCAUUUAAAUGGAAUAAAUUUAGCUUUCUGAAAAACA
Messenger RNA from Equus quagga, 2427 nucleotides. It is a transcript of the gene HSD17B12, whose product is annotated as hydroxysteroid 17-beta dehydrogenase 12. Bases 133 to 1071 code for a protein of 312 amino acids. The transcript is spliced from 11 exons. Lineage: Eukaryota; Metazoa; Chordata; Mammalia; Perissodactyla; Equidae. The record is from RefSeq and is a predicted model, not a curated record. Gene Ontology annotation, molecular function: oxidoreductase activity. Gene Ontology annotation, cellular component: endoplasmic reticulum.